GUCCAGCAAAAAACUUGCGAAGGAGAGCUGAACGACUCAAAACUCAAAUGGAUCCUUCAAUCUUCAAAGGAAAAUCGAAUACAUUUGGCUUAUCCUUUUUCUCGUUGCUUCAGGAUAAUGAUCCUAAGCAUAAAAGUAGUGUAACUGCUAACGUGAGUCUCGACCGUUAUGGAUUGCAGUCCUGCUCUGAACUCAUAGAAAAUUAUGGGCAAUUGACGUUGAGAUGCGGCAGUCACAAAAAUAUUGGGGAUUUGGAGAGUUUUAUGUCAAAAAUUUAA
Messenger RNA from Funneliformis geosporum, 278 nucleotides. NCBI's taxonomy places the organism in Eukaryota, Fungi, Glomeromycota, Glomeromycetes, Glomerales, Glomeraceae. The record is from the annotation of a GenBank genome assembly.